GGGGGGGGGGGGUGUUUCUGGUCGGCCUUGUUUUGAAAAUUAAUUUUGGAGCUAACAUUGACCAUAUAUUCGUGGAGUUUGAGGGUGAUUCAAAGGGAGUUAUGGGCAUGGUUCAAAACUAGGUUUGUAGGAGAGCAAUAUAGGCUUUGGAAUCACUGAAAAAGGAUUUGAAACAAAGGUGAAAUGGAGGUGUGAAGUUCUGUAGUUGAGCAGAAAAUUCUGCACUUAAGGAAAAAUGAUCAAAAGUUGAAGAUGAAGUGGGGAAGGGGACAUCAGUGGACUUCGACAACAAGUGUGGGCACGUCCAAGGUCCGAUUGAUCUCUGGUCGGUGCCAAAAGUUUUGUGACGUCCGUGCGAGGUCCCAAUAAAAUUUGAGGUCACUUUGAUACACGGAUCAAUAUGUGAUGUAAAAUGUCUGUUUUUCCUUCGGGGUCAAUUUGAUUUAAUUUUUGGGUGAUUUUUGCCAAAUAAAUUUUAUAUUCAUUUUUGCUUAGUUAAAUUGUUAAUUGAAAAAUAACAUCGUUUCUUUUUUGGUCAUUUUAUAUCCAAAUAUUGCAAGAGGUAGGGUUUCUCAAUUCCAAAUUAAGUGAUGCUUUUAAAUUAUUCCAUGUUAUUUAUGUUCAUUUGACAUGUUUUAAAAUUUAUGAUUGGGUGUUUUGAUAUUUGGUUCGGAUUCGGACACGGAUUAGGGUUUUGAGGGCAGUUAUGCACAAUUGUUUGAAAUGACCGUCUAGUUCGUAUUGAAUGAAAUGCUAAGAUCCUUUUAAACAAAAUAUAAGUGCACACAAGUCGGGUGGCAGAUGGUUUACGUAUCAAGUUGAGGUUGUAGAAGGUUUCUCAUUGAGUUCGUAAAUGCCUGGGUGGCCCUGUUUGUUUUCGGACUUGGGUACCAAAUUGAUUUUAGGGACAUAUCUUUCUUGGGGUGGAAGUCCCCUAAAAGGUUUAUUUGAUUGAUUUGGAUGAUCAUGUUGACCCUGAGUGGUUUGUUAGGAUGAUUGCUCACUGGUCUGACACUGUACAUGAUGUUCUGAAAUCUCCUUCACAGUUUUAUCUAGUUGUUACUGUUUUACAUGAAGUGAAGAUGUUCGUAUAUACGUAUGAAAUGCUUGUUUUGCUUUUGCUCAAUCAUGUCAAGGUAUGUCUUUUCAAACUCAUUUGCUUGGUAUUGAGUUAAUUAACUGAGCUGUUGAUGCUCACCUAUAUUAUUAUUCUUUUUUCAGAUUAGCAGGUAGCGUGGCAAUUCGUGAAUGAUUGAAUUACCUAUUUUGAGGGUUUUUAUUCUAAGUGUUGAAUAAUGUUGUUGAGACAUGUAAAUUGUAGUGAUCGUGAUGUACAUGUGUAGAUUGUAAUAAGUCUAUGACUGAGUCGUAUCAUAGUUGUGUAUGGUAAGUUGAUUUGUUGAGCUUAAUAGCAAACACUCGUUAUGUUUAUGGAUUUUGUAUCAGAGUUUGCUCAUUAUUUGGAUACUGCAUCAUUUAGUACAUACGAAGGUUAUUAGCGCUCUGAAUCUUAUGGAAAUGGAUUGGGGUUUUACAUAGGCUGCUUUACACUCUCUUAUUUAUAACUGGAUAGGAUAAUUACAAUAUUAUCCUACACUAAUUAAUCUUUGUAUAAUAUAUAAAAAUAAGACACUAACAUCUACCAGCAAUAAUUAUACACAAAUAAGACCUUUUACUUGGCAUAACAGGAGUGACCCUCACUGAUGUCCUGUGGCUGAGAAUAGGAACCGUAAAAUAAAUAAAUAGCUUGGCUAUCCAUGGUUGGAUUGGAAAGUGUGAUAAUGAUGAGUAAAUUCAUAGGCAAUAAGGUCCAUUAAUUAGCCAGGGAUGUGGAGGGAACUUUCACUUCUAAGGUUCAAUCACAGGUUGAUAUUAUUUUCUCGUUCUCUGCAGAAUAAUAUUGCUUAGGUUUUUUUAACAUUUUUUCAUGCAUCUAUUUUGAUGCAGUUGGCGUUGGCUGCUUUGCGCAGGUCAAAUGAGGUGCAAGGAGUCCUCGACUUUGAAAGAUACUUGAGGAGCAUUCUAUCUCGCCAGCAUCCUGCACUAACCAUUUUAGAACUCACUGCUUCUUUAAGUGCCAUAGAUUCUCUGGUGAAUAAGCUUGUGAUCCGUACGAAUGCUGAUAUGAAGCACAUUGAUCGAAAGCUCAAAUCAUGUCGGGAUCCUGGCUCACAUGAGAAGAGUAAAAAGCGGAAGCACCGGUCCAGAGGGAGUCCAAAUGAAUAG
Molecule: messenger RNA, 2226 nt
Organism: Ilex paraguariensis (yerba mate)
Lineage: Eukaryota; Viridiplantae; Streptophyta; Magnoliopsida; Aquifoliales; Aquifoliaceae
Source: the annotation of a GenBank genome assembly